This is a messenger RNA of Cricetulus griseus (Chinese hamster), 840 nucleotides long. Lineage: Eukaryota; Metazoa; Chordata; Mammalia; Rodentia; Cricetidae. The record is from RefSeq and is a predicted model, not a curated record.
AUGGGAAGCUUCAACACCAGCUUGGGAGGAGGCUUCCUCUUGGUGGGCUUCUCAGACUGGCCUCAACUAGAGCUCAUCUUCUUUAUUUACAUUUUGAUUUUCUACUCCUUAACUCUCUUUGGCAACACGGCCAUCAUUGCUCUCUCCCGAAUGGACCUUCGAUUACACACUCCCAUGUACUUCUUCCUCUCCAAUCUCUCCUUCCUGGACCUCUGCUACACCACCAGCACUGUGCCCCAGCUCCUGAUCAACCUUCAUGGACUUGACAGGACCAUCAGCUAUGGUGGGUGUGUGGCCCAGCUGUUCAUAUUUCUUGCUCUGGGCUCCACAGAGAGUUUGCUCCUGGUGGUGAUGGCCUUUGACCGCUAUGCUGCUGUGUGUCGUCCUCUGCACUACACAACCAUCAUGCACCCCCUUCUCUGCCAGACAUUGGCUAUUGUCUCCUGGGUGGGUGGCCUCCUGGCGGAAGGAACCGAGGCCAAGAUGUUUGUGGCCAGAGUGGUGAUUGUUGCUUUUCCAGCCAUGCUCAUUUUAGGCUCCUAUGCACAGAUUGCCAGGGCAGUGUUGAAGAUCAAGUCAAAUGCUGGACGCAGAAAAGCCUUUGGGACAUGUGGGUCCCACCUUCUGGUGGUUUCUCUGUUUUACGGCUCAGCCAUCUACACAUACUUACAGCCCAAGGGCAGCUAUUCUGAGAGUGACGGGAAGUUUGUUGCCCUUUUCUAUACUAUCAUCACCCCCAUGCUCAACCCUCUCAUUUAUACCCUGAGGAACAAGGAUGUGAAGGGUCAGCCACAGGGUAGAAAGGAAAAGGUGAUCAAUAAAACAUUUUAUGUGCUGUGA